This is a messenger RNA of Aspergillus aculeatinus CBS 121060, 4853 nucleotides long. It is a transcript of the gene atrF, whose product is annotated as ABC drug exporter AtrF. The transcript is spliced from 3 exons. Lineage: Eukaryota; Fungi; Ascomycota; Eurotiomycetes; Eurotiales; Aspergillaceae. Gene Ontology annotation, cellular component: membrane. Gene Ontology annotation, molecular function: ATP binding; ATP hydrolysis activity; ABC-type transporter activity. Gene Ontology annotation, biological process: transmembrane transport. The record is from RefSeq and is a predicted model, not a curated record. Bases 1 to 4623 code for a protein of 1540 amino acids.
AUGUCUAACACCACGGCCGAGGGAAGUCGGAUGCCGGGCGACUUGCAAGAAAUCCCGACAACGACGAAUGAAACCCGGCCCGACAGCCACGAAGCAAGCCACCACGUGCCCCAUGCCGUCGCCUCCGAUCCGUCCCUGUCGACUAGCGAUAGCGAGACAUCCCAAGAGGGCCACUGGGGAGAGCGGGGCACUGAACCCGUCUCUCGUCGCGGGGCGAUGGAGGAUUUGGAGGAGAUGAGACGGGAGCUGACCAGGCUUAGUCUGCAUCGUACUCGUUCCGUCAAAGGCGACGCGCAGCGACGCCGCUCGAAGGCUUCUCGCGCCGAUGAAGAGAAAGCCCUGGAAGGCGACGAACUCUCCGGCUCUACUGAAGGCGACUAUGGCGCAUUCGACCUGGGCGAAUUCCUGAUGGGUGGCCAUCUCGAACGACGCACAACAGCCGGCGAGCCGGCGAAGAAAGUCGGGGUCGUGUUCAAGAAUGUCACCGUCAAGGGGAUCGAGACUGGUGCCUCCUUUGUUCGCACUCUCCCCGAUGCUGUCAUUGGGACCUUUGGCCCCGAUUUGUACAAGAUCGUCUGCAGGUUCAUCCCGCAGCUCCAGUUCGGUCGCAAGCCUCCGGUGAGGGACUUGCUUCAUGAUUUCACGGGCGCGGUUCGCGAAGGUGAAAUGAUGUUCGUCCUGGGUAGACCAGGUGCCGGCUGUUCCACCUUCCUGAAGACGAUUGCCAACGACCGAGGCGCUUUUGCCGGCGUUGAAGGUGAAAUCAGUUACGGUGGUAUGUCCGCCGAGGAACAGCACAAACACUUCCGCGGUGAGGUCAACUACAACCAGGAGGAUGAUCAACACUUCCCGAACUUGACUGUUUGGCAGACUCUGAAAUUCUCGCUGAUCAACAAGACAAAGAAGCAUGAUCGGGACAGCAUCCCUGUCAUCAUUGACGCCUUGCUGAAGAUGUUUGGUAUCUCUCACACGAAAAACACGGUUGUCGGAAACGAAUACGUUCGCGGUGUCUCUGGUGGUGAGCGGAAACGUGUCAGUAUCGCCGAGACAUUGGCAACGAAAUCCUCCGUCGUUUGCUGGGACAACUCAACCCGUGGCUUGGAUGCCAGUACUGCUUUGGACUACGCAAAGUCACUCCGGAUCAUGACCGACGUCAGCAAGCGCACCACAUUCGUCACCCUAUACCAAGCCGGAGAGAGCAUUUAUGAACUCAUGGAUAAGGUAAUGGUGAUCGAUUCAGGACGCAUGCUCUACCAAGGACCCGCUAGCGAGGCGAGGGAGUACUUUGAGAACCUCGGCUUUGCUUGUCCGGACGGAUCGACCACGGCCGAUUUCCUCACUUCCCUGUGCGAUGUCAAUGCCCGUCAAUUCCAGCCAGGCCGUGAAGCAUCUACUCCCAAGACUGCAGAGGAGCUCGAGGCGGUCUUCCGCCAGAGCAGUGCUUACAGGCGUAUCUUAGAUGAUGUCGCCGGCUAUGAGAAGCAGCUCCAGGACACCAACUGCGAGAACACCCGUCGCUUCCAGAAGUCCGUCGCUCAAUCCAAGAGUAAAACCGUUUCCAAGAAGUCCCCUUACACUGUCUCUCUGGUUCGACAGGUUGCUGCAUGUGUGCAGCGUGAGUUCUGGCUGCUGUGGGGUGACAAAACAUCACUCUACACCAAGUACUUCAUCAUUUUGUCCAACGCUCUUAUCGUCUCCUCUCUGUUCUAUGGAGAAUCUCUGGAUACCAGCGGCGCUUUCUCGCGCGGUGGUGCUCUGUUCUUCUCUAUUCUGUUCCUUGGCUGGUUGCAAUUGACGGAAUUGAUGCCUGCGGUCAGUGGACGUGCUAUCGUCGCACGUCAUAAAGACUAUGCAUUCUACCGUCCUUCUGCUGUGUCGAUCGCUCGUGUUGUGGUGGAUUUCCCGGCAAUCUUCUGUAUGGUCGUUCCUUUCACCAUCAUCGUCUAUUUCAUGGCUGGAUUUGAUGUGGACGCGUCUAAGUUCUGGAUCUACUUCUUGUUCGUGUACACCACCACGUUUUGCAUCACCUCAAUGUAUCGCAUGUUCGCGGCGCUGUCCCCGUCAAUUGAUGACGCGGUUCGGUUCAGUGGUAUCGCUUUGAACGUGUUGAUCCUGUUCGUUGGCUAUGUCAUCCCCAAACAGUCCCUCAUUGAUGGGUCGAUCUGGUUCGGAUGGCUUUUCUACGUCAAUCCGCUCUCUUACAGUUACGAAGCCGUGCUUUCCAACGAAUUCGCCAAUCGUGUAAUGGACUGUGCUCCUUCGAUGCUGGUACCCCAAGGUCCGGGCAUCGACUCUAGAUACCAAGGAUGCGCUCUGACUGGUUCUGAACUGGGUUCGACGACCGUUGCGGGAAGCAGUUACAUCCAAACGACUUACCAGUUCACUCGCCACCAUCUAUGGCGUAACUUUGGUGUCGUCAUUGCUUUUACCGUCCUCUAUAUCCUGGUCACUGUGUUUGCAGCCGAAGUUCUCUCGUUCGUUGGUGGCGGAGGUGGUGCGUUGGUAUUCAAGCGCUCCCGCCGUGCUAAACAGCUCAAGGCGCAGGCUAGCAAAGGCAGCGACGAAGAGAAGAUGCAAACCGCGGGCCAGGGACAGUCUCAGUCCGGUGCAAACAGUGAAACCUUCAACCGUAUCUCGUCUAGCGACAGAGUGUUCACGUGGUCCAAUGUCGAGUAUACCGUGCCUUAUGGUAAUGGAACCCGGAAGCUUCUGAACGGUGUCAAUGGUUACGCUAAGCCUGGACUCAUGAUCGCCCUGAUGGGUGCUUCUGGAGCGGGUAAGACGACGCUCCUCAACACUUUGGCCCAACGCCAAAAGAUGGGUGUUGUAACGGGUGAUAUGCUUGUUGAUGGCCAUCCUCUGGGCACGGACUUCCAACGUGGUACUGGUUUCUGCGAGCAAAUGGAUCUUCACGACAACACCGCCACUAUCCGCGAGGCCCUCGAAUUCUCGGCUCUACUCCGUCAGGAUAGGGAUACUCCUCGUCAGGAGAAAAUCGAUUACGUCAACCAGAUCAUCGACCUUCUUGAGCUGGAGGAGAUCCAGGAUGCUAUUAUCGGUUCUCUCAAUGUCGAGCAGAAGAAGCGGGUGACCAUUGGUGUGGAGUUGGCUGCGAAGCCCAGUCUGCUUCUUUUCCUUGAUGAACCCACUAGUGGUCUGGACAGUCAAGCGGCGUUCUCCAUUGUGCGAUUCUUGAAGAAGCUCUCGCAGGCAGGACAGGCUAUCGUGUGUACCAUCCAUCAGCCUUCGUCCAUGCUGAUCCAGCAAUUCGACAUGAUCUUGGCCUUGAACCCUGGCGGUAACACUUUCUACUUCGGUCCCGUCGGUCAUGAGGGCCGCGACGUGAAGAACUACUUUGCCGAUCGUGGAGUCGUUUGCCCUCCGUCUAAGAACGUUGCUGAGUUCAUUCUCGAAACGGCUGCAAAGGCCACCAAGAAGGAUGGCAAAACUUAUGACUGGAAUGAAGAAUGGCAGAAGUCCGAGCAGAACCAGAAGAUACUGGCCGAGAUCAAAAAUAUCCGGGAAGAGCGCAGCAAGAUUCCCCUUCCCGAGUCGGGUGCGACGUACGAAUUUGCAGCUCCAGCCAUGACGCAGACUUACCAUCUCAUGAUGAGAAUUUUCCGGCAAUACUGGAGAGAUCCUUCCUACUACUACGGAAAGUUGUUUGUCAGCGUCAUUAUCGGUAUCUUCAACGGUUUCACCUUCUGGAUGCUGGGCAACUCCAUCUCUAGCAUGCAAGACCGCAUGUUCUCGACUUUCCUGAUCAUUCUUCUCCCGCCCAUUGUUCUGAACAGUCUGGUCCCAAAGUUCUACAUGAACCGCGCCCUUUGGGAAGCGCGCGAAUACCCGAGCCGUAUCUAUGGUUGGUUCGCUUUCUGUACCGCCAACAUCAUCUGCGAGAUUCCGAUGGCGAUCGUGUCCGCUCUGAUCUAUUGGCUCCUGUGGUACUACCCGGCCGGGUUCCCCACUGAUUCCAGCAACGCGGGCUACGUCUUCCUCAUGUCGAUGCUCUUCUUCCUCUUCCAAGCCAGCUGGGGUCAAUGGAUCUGUGCCUUUGCCCCCUCCUUCACCGUCAUUUCCAACGUCCUCCCCUUCUUCUUCGUCAUGACCAGUCUGUUCAACGGUGUCGUCCGCCCUUACUCCAACUACCCGGUGUUCUGGAAGUACUGGAUGUACUACGUCAACCCGGUGACCUGGUGGCUGCGCGGCGUGAUCUCGGCCGUCUUCCCCACCGUCACCAUCGAGUGCUCCUCAACGGAGACCACCCACUUCAACCCCCCGUCCGGCCAGACCUGCGCCAGCUACGCGGGCGACUGGGUCUCCAGCGUCGGCAACGGCUACCUCGCCAACCCGAGCGCCACCGCGGACUGCCAAUACUGCCCCUACGCCAACGGCACCCAGUACAUGCACACGUUGAACGUCCACGACGGCGACAAGUGGCGCUGCUUCGGCAUCUUCUUGGCCUACGUGAUCAUCAACUGGGCCCUCGUCUACUUCAUGAUCUACUGCGUGCGCGUCCGCGGGUGGUCGUUCGGCUUGGGCUUUGUCUUCUCCGCGCUCGGCAAGGUGAUCGGUGGCAUCAAGGGGUUGUUCACUAGGAAGAACAAGGGGGAGAAGCAGUGAAGAACCCCAUUUUUGGAAUGUUCCAGCAGCGCUUCUUAGUUGUAAGGCUUUUUUCUUUUUGUGGUGAUGACCUAUGAUAUCACGUGCCAUGUGAUUACGGUCGGUGGUGGCCUGGAAGGAGUUCCUUUGGCUCUCUGCAGGCCCAGUUCUAUACCCGGUAUCUUUAAUGCUUUGGGUAUCAGCAUUUAUUUAUUUUACAUACCAUUAUAACAAAAGUACAUAAUGUGGAU